AUGUUCUCGUCCAUCCGCGCCGCAGAGCGAACAGAAACGCCGCAUUUGUUCACCAUCGAACAAUGCAUCGAGGAAAACAUUCCUCUUUCGGCCGGGUACCGUGAUUUCGAAGGCUACAAAGGCAAAUACCCGGAUCCCAAGUGGCCGGGGAAUUCAAAGCUUUGCGUCAACAUUGUCCUCAAUUUUGAGGAAGGGGGAGAGUACAGCGUCCUGAAUGGCGAUCUUCGUAGCGAAACGGAUCUACAAGAGAUGAUGGGCCGCCCAAUCAGGCUGGGAGCGCGCGACAUCCAGAUGGAAACGCAGUACGAAUACGGGACCCGCGCUGGGGUAUGGAGGAUCGCGCGUCUUCUCGAAGCGAAGAAUAUCAACGCCACAGUGUACGCGGUUGGUCAGGCGGUCCUGAAGGCUCCCGACGCAGCCAAGUACCUCGCCCGGUGCGGACACGAGAUAGCAUCGCAUGGAUACCGGUGGAUCGACUAUCACCCCGUUCCGCUGGCAGUGGAGAAGGGGCAUAUUGAGAAGUGCAUCGCGGCCAUCAAGACGGUAUCGGGCAAGGCACCGCGUGGGUGGUACGUCGGUAGGCCAUCUCUCUCCAGCAAGGGCUUGGUGUGCCAUGUUUUCAGAGAGCAGGGGCUGGAAUUGCUUUACCAAUGUGACUCGUACUCCGACGAAAUGCCCUACUGGACGGCGCAUCCUAUAGAGGCCGGGAAGGGGCUGCUGACUAUUCCUUACACGUACGACGUCAAUGACAACAAGUUCUGCACGAAUCCCGGGUUCGUGAAUCCGAAGGACUGGCUUGAUUACUGCAAAGCCGCAUUCGACGUGAUGUAUCAGGAGGGGUGUGACGGCGAGCCCAAGAUGAUGACAAUCGGUCUACACAGUCGGAUAAUUGGAAAGCCUGCUCGCUUUAAGGCUUUCCGUGAGCUCCUCGAGUAUAUCCAGGGGCACGAGGGGGUCUGGUUUGCAACGCGCGAGGAGAUCGCGAGGCAUUGGCAGGCGACGCACCCGUUUGACAAGUCCAAAUUGAAUCGAAUAGCACACUUUAUCUAG
Aspergillus puulaauensis is the source of this 1050-nucleotide messenger RNA. RefSeq lists its product as uncharacterized. The transcript has 4 exons. Gene Ontology annotation, biological process: carbohydrate metabolic process. NCBI's taxonomy places the organism in Eukaryota, Fungi, Ascomycota, Eurotiomycetes, Eurotiales, Aspergillaceae. The coding region runs from base 1 to 1050 and encodes 349 amino acids. The record is from RefSeq and is a predicted model, not a curated record. Gene Ontology annotation, molecular function: hydrolase activity, acting on carbon-nitrogen (but not peptide) bonds.